CUUUCCCCGCCCCGCGGCAUUCCUGGGAACAUAAAUAGUGCCCUCCCCCCGCCGGAGUGGGGUGCAGGGGUGGCAGGGAGGGCAGCAAAGCGGCUAUGAGCGAUAGGAAAUCACCCGCGAGUUCCUGCAGGAAGAUGCUAAGCCCCCGGGGCGGAGGGGCGGCUGAGGAAGGUCUGCGGAUUUGUGUCAAGACUCACAGCGGCGCACUCGCGGCGAGAAUUGGAGGAGGAAGAGACAGCAAGAAUCAGACUAGAAAAACAAUCAGGAAAAAAUUUUCAUCAUGGCAAAUAUCCACCAAGAAAACGAAGAAAUGGAGCAGCCCAUGCAGAAUGGAGAGGAAGGCCGCCCUUUGGGAGGGGGCGAAGGCCACCAGCCAGCAGGAAAUAAUAGACGGGGACAGGCUCGCCGACUUGCCCCUAAUUUCCGAUGGGCCAUACCCAAUAGGCAGGUCAAUGAUGGGUUGGGUGGAGAUGGAGAUGAUAUGGAAAUGUUCAUGGAGGAGAUGAGAGAAAUCAGGAGAAAACUUAGGGAGCUGCAGCUGAGGAAUUGUCUACGUAUCCUUAUGGGAGAGCUGUCUAAUCACCAUGACCAUCAUGAUGAAUUUUGCCUUAUGCCUUGACUCCUGCCAUUUUUCAUGAGAUUAAUACUGUGAUUCCCACUGUUUUCUUUUUCCUUGGCAUUUUCCUGAUAUGCCUUUACUAAUCUGUUUGCUGUGAACCCUAUGUAAUUUCCAUGUGUCGGGUGGGUUCUGUGUAACCAGCUUCUCUUUGGAGAUUGUCUUGGUACCCAGUCUUAAGUUUCUGUCAACAGUAGAAUUUUUUCCAUCUGCAUGGAAAAAUGUAAAGUUAAUAAAGCAAUUAAAAGUCAAUCUAUACCUUUUAUUGUUUCACUAGAAAACACAUAAUAUGAACCCCCCCAAAAAAUCUGAACUCAAAUACCCCACAAUGUUAAUUGGGUCAAAUUUCUAUGGUUGGAUGCUAUGUGAUUUUUUCCCCUUUUAUCUGGACUUUAGAAGCAAUGGAAACAAUUUUUCAAUGAGUUUGUGAAUGUAGUACAGGUAUAUAAUAAUUACUGGUUUAACAAACUUGAAGAUUUUAAGUAUCUUUCCUUCUUCACUAGAAUAAACACUCCAUUACAGAUAA
Manis javanica (Malayan pangolin) is the source of this 1142-nucleotide messenger RNA. The record is from RefSeq and is a predicted model, not a curated record. NCBI's taxonomy places the organism in Eukaryota, Metazoa, Chordata, Mammalia, Pholidota, Manidae.